Messenger RNA from Chiloscyllium plagiosum (whitespotted bambooshark), 1215 nucleotides. The record is from RefSeq and is a predicted model, not a curated record. Lineage: Eukaryota; Metazoa; Chordata; Chondrichthyes; Orectolobiformes; Hemiscylliidae.
AUGCCGAACUUCCUCAGCUGCCCGAGGAAGGAGGGGCGUUGUUGGGCCUUUGUAACCGGAAGGCAGUUGGGAAGGUGUUCAUUCCUGAAGAAGGGCUCGUGCAGCCCUCACUUUCUCGAAGAUGUUCAGGGAGCCUUACUGAGCUAUCCCAGUCCUGUAGUUGGCACCCGCUGUAGCGUCCGUGGCAGAUUGGUACCAAUCAAACGGGCUGCUUUGUCCUGGAUGGUAUCAAGCUACCCCAGUGUCAUCGGAGCUUUACCCGUUCACACAAGAGGAUCUGGACAGUUCCGGUACCUGACGUCGGUUCCCCGUUGCACUCAGCGCCCAGACGCCCCUCCCUCGGAGCCCGGGGUGUGGCCCAGCGUCGCUCUGACCCGCAGGACGCGCCGCAGCAGCAGCUCGGAGACGCUGAGCGACAGCGCCACGGUUACCCGCCCCGGCCGCCGCUCGCUGGGGGGGUCAGGAGCCUCUCGCCUGGCCGGGCCCCAUUACCCCGAGGGUAGCGCCUGCCCCCCCAGGCGCUGGCCAGGCCCAGGACCCACGGCUGGCGGGUCCCAUCGGAGGGGAGCGAGUGAACGGGCAGACCGAGACAUCCACAGGGCGUUGGCGCUGGAGGGUCUGAGGUCCUGGUACAUGCGGGCAGCUGUCCACCGACACCAGGAGGAAUGGGUCAUCCCGGGCUGGAAUCGUGGCAUGGGUUCUAUGCCAGUGACCCCUCAAGUGAACUGGGAGGCGUGUCGGAGAUCAGCGAGGGUGUCCCAGCAGGUCAGGGGCACGCCGCGGGCUCUCUGGUAUGACCCGCCCUCCUGACCGGACGAUUGAGGGGGUGAGGGCGGUGCGUGAGAGUGGGGGCAGGGAGCUGUUGCUCUAAGACAGGGGAGUCCACCCCGCGCUGGGUCUGUCUCCUGGGUAACCAGGGCAAGGGGGGAGAGGGGGGGGGGUGGUGCGCUGGGGGAAUCGAGGGGAAUGGGACUGACCAGCCAGACGCCCAGGGGGCGCACAGAGAUCCUAACCAUCUGUGUGUGUGAGGGGACGAAUGGCCUCUCCAACACGGCCUGCAAAACUGGGCUCGGUUAGGCAGCCUGUGUGAACGUACCAGGCCAAUGUACCCCAUACUGCCCCCUGUAGUCUGCCAGGCACCUCACUCCUUACCCCCCACUCCCCUUCCAUUAACACCCACUCCCCUUAACCCCCACUCCCCUUAACCCCACACCC